AUGAAUUCUGAUAAUAGAGACCCUUUGAUUAAAGUUGAGAUGGAAUCGUCAGGUCGUCUGAAUGGAGCGUUGGGUUCUGUUGAUGUGCCCAUUAGUUUUCCAGACGACAUCUUGGGCGGUGGUGUUGGGACCGGGUCGACGAAUUCGCCGGCAAUAACUGAUGCGAUUCCUUCUGCUUCGGCAACAGCACCUAUUAGUCAAGUGGGCAACAGAAUAGUGAAGAAUGGUGAGGACAACAGCAAGCAACGUAGUGAUGUGGAUGGUAGUAGCGGAGUUAUCAGUCCAAAUGCGGCAGCUGUUGCAGCUGUGGUUGCCAACUCCUCAAACUUUGUGACUGGGCCUGGGCCUGUGCCCAACUCUGCGCCUCCGAAUUUGAACUUUGGCACUUCAGAUGGAAUGGUGGUUGAUGAGAAUACAAAAUUUGCCAAUAGUAGGAUGACAAAUGCCAACUUUGCCAUGUUCCCAUCGUACAUGCAGGCUCACAGCCUGAUGGAUCCCUCGAUCCAAGAGUCUUUAUCGCCUUUUUUCCAACCCUUUGGCGUGGACUCGUCGCACUUCCCUAUGACGAACCCUCCGAUCUUCCAGAGUGCGUUGGCCACGGAUUCGUUCAACCCAAGAAGAAGGAGAAUAUCUAUCUCCAACGGUCAGAUCGGUCAGUUGGGAGAGGAUGAAGAUAACGUAGAGUCGAUAUAUUACAGCCAGCCGCCUCCCAUGCCUCCCAUGCGCUCGUCUCAAAUGCAAACUAACAAUUCGAGGGUAAAGAUGGAAUCCCCACUUACUCACGGUAACAGUAAUAAUAACGAUAACAAUAACAGUAACAGUAAUAGCGGUAACGGAAAUGACAACAGAAAUGUCAGUAAUAGCGGAAAUAACAAUAACAAUAGUGAUGGAAGGUCGGUAGCAUACAACAUGACAUUAGGUGCAAAUUCUGGUAAUUUCGCACCUUCAACCUCGCAGCUGUAUGCAUCCAAGAUGAGUUUCCAACAACUACAACAGGAAUCCAAAUCCUUCGGUCAAUCCGUGGAAGAACCACCUUCCGGCCCAAUGACUCGCGAAUUUGGACAAAAUAGCGCUUAUGCUAUGGAAAUGUCAACACAGGGAAGCGACGCCUCUUCAGUGAAGUCGAAUGGAUCACAUAAAUCUUCAGAUAGGCAUGCACUACCAGGAACUGCAGCUUGGAAAAGAGCAAGACUCUUGGAAAGAAACCGUAUAGCGGCUUCAAAAUGUAGACAAAGGAAAAAAAUUGCUCAGGAGCAGCUGCAGAAAGAUGUCGUUGUAUUAAAGAAUUCGAAUAAAAUCAUGAAGAGUAAACUAGAAUUCUAUCAAAAACUGGUUACGAAAUUCAAAAGGUUUAUGGAAUUACAUAUGGAAUCAUGUGGUGGGAACAAAGACGGGCUUACUAUGAUUGAAGAGAUGUUGAAAAUUGAUCAUGAUCUGCAGCAAGAUGAUCAGGGGAACCUGGUGAAAUCAAAUUCCAGUUCAGAUUCACAUUCAAACACAAACACAAACACAAACCCAAACACAUAUUCCUACAAGAACUGA
Kluyveromyces marxianus DMKU3-1042 is the source of this 1542-nucleotide messenger RNA. RefSeq names its product basic leucine zipper domain-containing protein (gene CST6). The record is from RefSeq and is a predicted model, not a curated record. Bases 1 to 1542 code for a protein of 513 amino acids. Gene Ontology annotation, molecular function: RNA polymerase II cis-regulatory region sequence-specific DNA binding; DNA-binding transcription factor activity, RNA polymerase II-specific. The transcript has a single exon. Gene Ontology annotation, biological process: regulation of transcription by RNA polymerase II. Lineage: Eukaryota; Fungi; Ascomycota; Saccharomycetes; Saccharomycetales; Saccharomycetaceae.